Clupea harengus (Atlantic herring) is the source of this 7265-nucleotide messenger RNA. RefSeq names its product msx2-interacting protein. Bases 391 to 6477 code for a protein of 2028 amino acids. Gene Ontology annotation, molecular function: RNA binding. The transcript is spliced from 17 exons. The record is from RefSeq and is a predicted model, not a curated record. NCBI's taxonomy places the organism in Eukaryota, Metazoa, Chordata, Actinopteri, Clupeiformes, Clupeidae.
CGCCUAUGUUAAAUAUGAAAAUGUAACUUGUAACUGAUAUUUUACGCUAGCUGCAGGAUAUCCAGAACAUAAACGAACUCCAAAUAUGUAGAAAUUACAUUGUUUGCUGCAAAGAUUCGGUUAUAUGUCGCAUGAUCUCGGGAACGCGCCAGUCACGAGAAAUGAUAGCUGGAGAACAGUCGCCGUCAAAGCUGUAGGACUGCGCGCGGCGCGCACCCUGUCAUCAGUGGUUCACACGCAUUCGAUAGGAUUGGGGCUAGACUCACUAGCAGGGCCUGGAUCAUUUUUUCACCGAGUCGAAAGGCGUUUGUUUAGCAAGGCGGACUUCCCACCGGCGGAGAUUAAAAACGUGAGAGCAUAUGAGUAUAGACGGGAAACACAACGAUCAGGAUGGUUCGGGAAACCAGACACCUUUGGGUGGGAAAUUUACCCGAACAUGUUCGAGAGGAGAAAAUUGUUGAGCAUUUUAAACGCUAUGGCCGCGUGGAGAGUGUCAAGGUCCUGCGGAAACGUGGCUCAGAGGGUGGGGUGGCGGCCUUUGUGGAUUUUGUGGACAUCAAAAGUGCACAGAAGGCUCACAAUGCUGUCAACAAGAUGGGGGACCGGGACCUACGCACUGAUUACAACGAACCCGGCUCAGUGCCCAGUGCUGUGCGAGGGCUGGAGGACAACCCCCCCUCUAGCAGUCACGCCAGGGACGUUUCGGGGUUCUCACGGGCCGCGGUUGGUCCUGUUUAUGGGCCCCCCGUGUCCCUCCACGGCAGAGAGGGACGCUAUGAACGCAGAAUAGACGGCAGCUCUGACAGUCGAGAGCGUGCCUAUGAACAUAGUCCCUACAGUCACCAUGAACGUGGGGCCGCCUUUGACCGGCCGCGCCACUACAACACAGACUAUUACCGUGACCGUGCCAUGUUUAGCUCGGCUGUGGGCUCUGGCACCGCAGCUAGUGCCAUGGCCAGUGGGUUUGAGGCCCCUGAGCCUCACUUUGAGACACGCAUGCGUGACCCCUUUGCACUGUCCAGCGGCACACGCCGUGAUCCUUACCGUGAUGACCGGGGGCGGCGAGUAGACCGGACAUACCACCACCACCGGCGCAGCCGGUCUUCACACUCCUCACAGUCACGCCACCCCUCGCCCCAGCGGACCACUGGCCAGACCUCCAAAACCCCCCACUCCCCCAAACGAGCCCCUGUCUCCCCCAGCAGAGGCCCGCGCUCACAGUCACGCUCCCGAUCAUCCAGCUCGGACUCUGUCAGCAGCACCAGCAGCACGGGUAGUGGCAGCAGUGACUCCAACAGCAGCUCCAGUGGGGGGUCACGAGCACGCUCAGUGCAGUCAGCCGCCACACAUGCACCCACGGCCCCUCCCCCCCUGUCCAUAGACGGUGACGAGCCACGCAGGAGUUUUGGCAUUAGGGUUCAGAACCUACCUGUGCGCUCUACAGACACGAGUUUGAAGGACGGGCUCUUCCACGAGUUCAAGAAGUACGGGAAGGUGACAUCUGUUCAGAUCCACGGGGCGUCGGAGGAGCGAUACGGACUAGUUUUCUUCAGGCAACAGGAGGACCAGGAAAAAGCACUCACUGUCUCCAAAGGAAAACUCUUCUUUGGCAUGAUGAUUGAGGUCACUGCCUGGAAUGGCCCAGAGACCGAGAGUGAGAAUGAAUUCCGGCCUCUGGAUGGAAGAAUCGAUGAAUUUCAUCCAAAAGCGACCCGCACUCUUUUUAUUGGAAAUUUGGAAAAGACAACCAACUACCAGCAGCUCUUGGACGUGUUUCAGCGCUUUGGGGAGAUAGUGGACAUUGACAUCAAAAGGGUUAAUGGCGUUCCUCAGUAUGCCUUUGUUCAGUACUCUGACAUUGCGAGCGUCUGUAAGGCUAUAAAGAAGAUGGAUGGAGAGUACCUUGGAGCCAACCGAUUAAAGCUUGGUUUCGGGAAGAGUAUGCCCACAACAUGUGUCUGGCUGGAUGGUUUGUCCUCUAACAUCACAGAGCAGUACCUGAACAGACACUUCUGUCGCUAUGGACUUGUGGUCAAGGUAGUGUUUGACAGAUUGAAAGGAAUGGCUCUCGUCUUGUACAACAAUACUGACUUUGCCCAAGCAGCUGUUAGAGAGACCAAAGGUUGGAAGAUUGGUGGCAACAAAAUUAAAGUUGAUUUUGCCAGUCAAGAGAGCCAAAUGGCCUUCUAUCGCUCCAUGCAAGCCUCUGGGCAGGACAUAAGGGACUUGUAUGAAAUCCCAACAGAGAGGAGAGAAGAACGCAGGCCUCCUUUUCAUGAAUUCACAGCAGAGCGAGCAUACUAUGAAAAUGUGCGUACUCCAGGCCUUUACCCUGAAGAUCCUCGACGUGAAUACCCUGGCAGGAGCCGGGAACGUUACUCUGAACUAGAGCACUAUCAAGGUGAACACUUUGACCCUCGCUAUCAUGAAGAUCCCCGGGAGUACAGAGAUUACCGUGACCCAUUUGAGCAGGACAUGCGCAAGUACACUUACAUUCAGCGGGAAAGAGAGAGAGAGCGUGAGCGCUUUGAGGCUGACCGUGGUCGAUGGAGCCCUUCUCAUCAGAGACGUCCUAUAACCCCUAGUGCUUCACCAUCUCCUUCUGAGCGUGUCCCAAGAGAGACUGAGCGCCGUGUUUACAGGCAUUCUUCAGAGCGAAGUGGGAGCUGUAGCUCGCUGUCCCCUCCACCAGCACCGUUUGAAAAGCCUGAGAAGUCCCCAGUGGAAUAUAAGACUGAGGGUCUUGAAAGAGAAAUUGAGCCAGUGGAGAAGGAACGUGUUGCAGGCGCUGAGAGAAGCAGGCGGGGGAGACGCAAGGACAAAGGAGACAAGGAGAAGGGGGAGAGAGGCAAGUCAAGAAGAGGGAAAAUGCCAUCUCCUGUUGUCUCACAUUCAGAGACGGACAAAGAAGCUUCUUUGGAUGCUAGCUCAAAUAAAGGGAAAGUUUCAGACACGGAUGUUCCUGAGAAAUCACGAUACAAGGGUGAUGAUGAGCCUUCACCUUCUGAACAGGUGUCCCGUCUAGAGCCCCAGAAAGGGGAGAGACUUGAUGCAGGAAAGGGAGAUGCAUCAGAUAGGGAUGGAAAAGGCAGACUGAAAAAACACCUAAAACCUGAUCUUGGAAGUGAAGGGAAAGAUUUAAUUUUGGAGUCAGACCGUUUAGCCGCUCGUAAAAGGCGCUUUGGUGAUCCCAGUGGAAAAACCAUUCGACAGAAAAGGAGUAGAUUGGAGGAUGAGGGUGUCCAGUCCCCAGAGUCUGGAGCAACUUCAACUCUUACUAAAGAGACAGAAGAUGUGAAGGCACUUGAAAAAGAGACACAGAAGAGGGAACAUUUAAAGCCCAAACUGGAGAGGGGGACUUCUCAUUACGGACUUAAAGAAGACCAAGACUCCUCUUCCAUGUCUGGGAUGAGAGGGCAGGGUCUGUGUUCAGUGGUACGACAAGGUGAACCAUCAGAUCUUGAUGAUCUUGACUCUGGGAAGGAUCUGUCUGGUCCUAGUGUUUCUAGAGGGUUCUCACAUGAUGAUAAUCUUGAUCAGGAAAACAAAGGCAGGGAAGAAUAUAUCUCUCUUGACAUAGAUCUUUCCCAGAGCUACCGUAAGCAAAUGGAACAACGCAGACUACGGCAGCAGCUCCAGGAGCCUGAUAAACUUGGAAAACCAGGCAGUCCUCAGGGUUUGGAUGCUGAAGACUUGGAACAUCGCAGUCUAGUGCAUGAAGUAGGGAAACCACCUCAGGAUGUUACAGACAAUUCUCCAUCCUCUAGAAACAAGAAGCAAGACACUUUUGAGUUGGAUGUGAGCAGCAAGAGAGAGCGUGUAUACAGGAGCUUCCGGCCAAAGAGUGAAGAUUCAGAAUGGAAUAACGCAAACUCUCCGAAACCACAACAGUCCUCCCAACAUCCUGAAGAAGAAAUUAUGGACAUGCCCCAUCUUAUGACUGUCAAAGAUGUUAAAGAGCUUCCAAAAUCUGAAGAAACUGUUCACCCAGACUUAGAACUAGCAGUCAAAAGAGUACACACCACACAAUUGGCUAAGCUUAGCACUCAUUUACAUGGCAGUGUAGAUGAUUCACAGAAACGUUGGGAGAGUAGGCUGAAGCAAGAUUUAUUACCUGAUCUAAGUUUCUCGGGAAGAAAACGACUAGGACACAAGAAUUUGGAAUACGGCCUUUGGCACGAUUUGGAGCCUGGGGAGGUACGGUCAGAUUCUGAAGAGGAUCGAGAGCACAAAACAAACUCUCCAAUGCCCUCUACAUCUCUUUCUCUUCCAGAGAGGCAAAGAGGGGACAGACUGUCUGACUCAAAGUUAUCCGCCUCUCUGGAAAGAAAUAAAUUCUAUUCCUUUGCACUGGACCAGACUAUUACACCAGACACCAAAGCUCUUCUUGAGAGGGCAAAGUCCUUGUCAUCUUCUAGGGAAGACAACUGGUCUUUCUUGGAUUAUGACUCCCACUUCGCUAGUUUACGCAGUCGGAAGGAUACAGAGAAGGUGGAGUCAACACCACGGCCAAUGCCCUCAUGGGCCAUGAAGAAAAAGAAGAUUCGAAGUGAGUCUGAGGAUAAGCUAGAUGACAGGAAGGAGGAACCAAAACCAGAGGAGCAUGAGCGAAGGGGACUUUUUGCCUCUCGUUUUCUUCACAGUUCUAUUUUUGAACAAGAUUCAAGACGCCUCCAGCACCUUGAACGAAAGCAUGAGGACUCUGAACAAGGUCUUGGGUACCAGUCCACUCAGCAAGGUGCAGUAGAGGGACAAGCCGACUCUGAACCAGUUGUGCUAUUUCAUAGCAGAUUCUUGGAGCUGACACGAUUGCAACAUCAAAAAGGUAAAGAUCUCAAAGAACCUCAGCAAGAGGCCAAGAGAGGAGAAAUCACAGAUGGCAGCAGAAUGGGUAAGCCACAAGAAGAGCCCCAAGAACAGCCACAGCCAGUUGCUCAUGUUGUUGAACCAGUUUUAGAAUCUGAAACGAAACCAGUUAGCCCUGUUCAGCUACUCCCCUUGCCACAGAUGGCCCAGUCAGCUAAAGAGAUGUCGCCUCCAUUGGAGAAAAAUAUUGUUCAAAGUAAUUCACCCAAGUCUUCUUAUCUGUCAGUGAAAGAGGAGGAAAAUGAAUCUGAAAAGACUCAUGUGCCUCCACCCCAGCAUGUGCAAGAGGAAGAGCUGCCCUCCAUCAGCCCUGUAUUACCUGAAAUUCGAAUGACAGAGUUAAAAGAACCAAUGAGCUAUGAACAUGAACCAUCCAUCAAAAGGUCCUCCUCUCCAAAGGCCAUGCCCUCUGGCUUACCGCCCAUGUCUCAGUAUGUCCCAAAUGUCCAUCACUCAGAGCAGUCAGUCAUCAUGCCUCCACACAGCACCCAUGGAAGCAUAGACAAGACGAUACCAGGCCUUGGGAAGACCAACAGCCACCCCCUUAAGCCAGAAACCUUGCCACAAGAAUAUCGUGGAGCUCUACAUAGUGGUCUGCCACUAGACCGCUACAACAUUGCACAGAGGGAUAUGCGUGUACUCAUGCAUCACCAGCAGGGGGAGCGCCCUGCCUCAGAGUUGCACCAUGGUCCUGAACCUGUUCCCUCUUCAUCCAGCUCCACCAGCAUAACUGCUUCCUUGUCCCCAAGGGCUCACCUACUGGCAAAAAAUGUGCCUGAGAGGGACGCCUUGAAAUCAUCAGAGGUUAACAGGCCACUUUCACCUGUCACUAAAGAGGGAAUUAUUGGCAUCCGUGGAGCUAUGCCUGCCAUUUCCUCACCUCAACGAAUUCAAUUACUGGCAUCAGGAACGAGCCCAGCGUUCCAAGAGUACCCGGCCGUGUAUACCAAUAUUAGAGGUGUCCCUUCGCAGUUUGCAGAGAAUUCACCUUUGAACAUCAACCAGACUCCGCACAUUGCAUCUUCACAGGCUCCUCAAGAUCCAGACCGCAGCCAAACACCAAAUGAGGGUAAAGGGGAACAGGUGGAACACCAGUCUGUGAACAUGGUGCAGCUUUUAACGAAAUAUCCCAUCAUUUGGCAAGGCCUAAUAGCUCUAAAGAACGAUACUGCUGCAGUCCAGUUACAUUUUGUGUAUGGAAACAAGGCCCUUGCAGUGCGGUCUCUACCCUUGCAGGAGGGAGGUGCUCUCUUGCGCAUUGUCCAGAGAAUGAGAUUGGAGGCAUCACAGCUGGAGAGUGUGGCUCGAAGGAUGACUGGUGACAGUGAGUUCUGCCUGUUGCUGGCCAUGCCUUGUGGGCGUGACCAAGACGAUGUCCGGAGCCAAACCCAGUUCCUCCGAACAUCUUUCAUAAACUACCUGCAGGCCAAGCUGGCUGCAGGAAUCAUCAACAUCCCAAACCCAGGCUCCAAUCAGCCAGCCUACGUGCUACAGAUCUUUCCGCCAUGUGAGUUCUCGGAGAGCCAUCUUUCACGGCUUGCACCAGACCUCCUGAGUAGAAUCUCCAGUAUCUGUCCACAGCACCUCAUGAUCGUCAUCACCUCUGUGUGACUUAUUGGAUAUUUCACUCAGCCACCUUCUCUGCCUUUCCUUACCCCCUCUACCCUCCUGGACACAUCUUUCAUCAUCAGGAUAAUGGCACGUUUUUGGAGCUGGGAGUUCCUGAAAAAUGUAAAGUCCGUCUCUGGAACAUUAUCUUUUUCUAUCAUUCGUAAUUUUUUUUUUUCUUUCUCAUUUUUUCCCCUAAUCCAGUCUUUCCUGCCUGGUAUUUGUGUGUUUCUCUGAGGAGCUCAGGGAAAGGCCAACACGGGGGCCCCGCUCCAGACGAUGUACAGUCUUAUCUGAUCAUUUCUCUGCUGUAUUUGUAUUUAUUGUUGGUGUUAUUUUAUUGUUCCUUUUUUCUACAAAGGUAAAUACAUUGAGAAAAUCAGGAUGUUUGAAGAACAAAGAAAUUACCAUCAAAGUGGAUUUGCUUCUUUUGUCUCUUCCUUCUACAGAGAUUUUGGCUUCAAUAAAACAAACGGAAUACUAAUAACCAUGUACAAUACAUUUUUGGUUUUCAGUAUAGCAAUUAUGUACAAAUGACUGCGGUAAAUUCCCUCAAAGGAAUUUCCACCCAAUGAAAUUUUUUCUUUUUUUUUUUAAAAGCCCAUCACUUAGACAGCUCCCGAUUCCACUCUGCUACUUAACCAGGUUUACUUUUGGCCUCACACCGCAUCAGACAAGCAGCAGUAGGAUUUUGGAGUUCGGAUGGCUGGACUGUAAAUAUUUUAAAUAUUUAAACUUUUAAACAAAAUGGUUGGAGCCCCAGAGAUGCCAUCCUAUUGUCAAAACCACAG